AUGGCCAUUCGGUUUGGAUUCAACAAGGGCAACGCCUUGCCUCAGGGUUGGUUGAUCUCAUUGGCAUUGGUCAAUAGUCGAUUCUUCAAGGCGUGCAAGUUGACAUUGUCCAACUUUGCCAUCCCAUCAUUGAUCAUCUAUGACAACAUACGAGUUGCAUCAAAGUACUGUCUGUUUAAGAAGCCACCACUCCAUCUCAGAAGUGAUGAGAUCAGGUGUGUCCCAUACAGGAAGCGUCCAUUGUGUGCCGAGCGAUUGGAGAGCUUGACCGUGCCAUUCUCCAUCUUUGAGUAUCUGCAUGUCACUGGCACGUUACCCAAUCUCAAGACAAUCAACUUUGAAGAGGUUGAGAUUAUUCCAAGGUUUCGCAAGUGGCUGGACAAACGUGAUGAUAUUAGUGUGGAGCACGUCAUUAUACCUAUAUAUAUGCUCGACCCAAGAGUGAUCUACCCAAUCGUAUUCAGACGGUUACUCAGAUCACACAUCAAGGACAGACAUGGACUCCAAUCCAUCACGUUCACAACCAGAACAUUGGACAAUCCGUUUGGGGACAUGAAGGAUCUCCUACAACAAGAUCAGAGCGCAACAACUAUCAAUCUUAGGUGCUACGUCAGCAAUUUGACUAAAUACGAUACCACAACGACAUUCGACUCAUUGUCGCACAUCACAUCGAUCAAUGAAGGACUCAUAGCCAUCCCUUGGUUACACAAGAUGACCAACCUCACCAGUCUCCAUCUUCAGUCCGACCAAUCAGGUCAAGACCAAGGUAUGAUUGACCAACUUCAACAGUUCUACUUUGGUACGCACUCCCUUAACACUCUGGAGCUAAACAUAUCGUCAGCGAAUGUGAUCCGUUUGUUGCCUCGUUGUAAGACGACACCAAUCACAUCACUCACUUUGGCCUUCACAGAUAUUGAUCGUUUGGCCGUACUCCAUGUCAAGGGCAACCUGCACUCUCUGUUUGGUACCAUAGCUACACAUCUCCAACAGACCAUGAUCAAACAGUUGGAAUACCUCACCAUCUACAUGAAGCCCAACAACAUACCAUUCAGCAAACAUUGUCUGUCAGCAUUGACAGCACCACUCCAACUGCAUUGCAUCAAUGAUAAUCAGCCAAUAAACUUCUACAGACUAGUCAAUGUGUAG
Messenger RNA from Acytostelium subglobosum LB1, 1146 nucleotides. RefSeq lists its product as hypothetical. The record is from RefSeq and is a predicted model, not a curated record. Bases 1 to 1146 code for a protein of 381 amino acids. Lineage: Eukaryota; Evosea; Eumycetozoa; Acytosteliales; Acytosteliaceae. The transcript has a single exon.